GAGUGAAGUGAAAGCACUGAAAGAGAGAUAAACAGAGAGAGAGAGAGAGUGAGUGAGUGAGUGAUGUGUUGUUUGUAUAGACUUUUGAGUGUAAAACUGGUUUAAUAGCAGUGAAGACAUAUUAAGUCAAUGAAGACUCAAGACUUAAACUAAGACAACGACUAAUAGCGAGUAAACUAUAAAAGAGUGAAAAAAUCACAUUUGAUUCAUAUUUAACACUAUAGUUGCCAUCAUUUUAAUUGAUCCCCAAUUGGCAUCACUUGGUAUUCAUUUGUAUUGAUUGGACAAUUGAUUGUCAUUCAACAGGUUGUGUGCAAUGUCUGAAAAAGUGGGUGAAGAGUUGGGUCCGAGUCCACGAUUGUGUCAUUUGAUUAAAUGGCCCGACUUUGAUGGAUAUGGCUUUAAUUUACACGCAGAGAAAGCCAAGAGUGGCCAAUAUAUUGGUAAAGUAGAUCCCGAUUCACCGGCUGAGUUGGCCGGACUACAAGAAGGCGACCGUAUUAUUGAAGUUAAUUUGGUUAACAUUGCAAAUGAAAAUCAUCGACAAGUUGUUGAAAGGAUUAAAUCGAUUCCUAACGAAACAAAGCUAUUGGUGAUCGACGACACGUCAGACAAGUGGUAUAAAGAGCACAAAAUUGUGGUCAAAAGUACGCAAUCAAAUGUCAUGCACUACAAGACACCCGUUCCUCGACCUGUCAAACAUGAACUCAACACUAUUGAUACCAACGGUUCUGACGAUAAUACAAAUGGUGUGUCAAAUGGAGAUAAUGACAACCACUCGACGACUGAGUCCAUCGGCAGCAAACAUAAUGAAGUGGAUGUCAACCAUAAGACCAAUGGAUUAGCUAAUAUUGGAGACCAAUCACCAGUAGUGGAAAACGGUGGUCAAUCUUCAGCUUCGUCUACACCUAAAAGUACGAAAAGAUCGCAAGAAUCGCAGCAACAAAACCAACCGAUUAGUCCCUCGAGCACUGGGAGUAACACAAAUGUGUCGAUUCCUGAUUCUCCCAUUUCAAGUAAAAGUGGUUCCAGUGGUCUGAGUGGUCCAUCGCGACAGUUGAGUGAGUCAUCAACACUCGAUCUGAACCUAAAUAUGAGUGCAUCUGAAAUGAGACAAUUGUUAGCUCAGCGAAAGAAAUUGGACGCCAAGAAAGCACAGAUGGAUUUGAAACAAAAAUAUGAAAUUAUUCAACAAAUGUAAACAAUAUUUUCUUAACGACCAACAAAUAGUUAAACAUUUGAUUCUCAAUCCAAUUCCAAUAUAAUUAUUAAAAUUUAUAUUUUUUUAUCAAACAUUUUGAUAAAAAUUAAAACUACUGUUAUCAUCUAUGGACCAUCAAUAACAUUAGAAAAAAUGAUAUAUAAUAUGUAGAUAAAUUAUAUUUAAAAACUUGAUAUAAUAUUUA
Oppia nitens is the source of this 1406-nucleotide messenger RNA. RefSeq names its product Na(+)/H(+) exchange regulatory cofactor NHE-RF1-like. The coding region runs from base 317 to 1201 and encodes 294 amino acids. Gene Ontology annotation, cellular component: apical plasma membrane. Gene Ontology annotation, biological process: protein localization to plasma membrane. Lineage: Eukaryota; Metazoa; Arthropoda; Arachnida; Sarcoptiformes; Oppiidae. The transcript has 2 exons. The record is from RefSeq and is a predicted model, not a curated record. Gene Ontology annotation, molecular function: protein binding; protein-membrane adaptor activity.